This is a messenger RNA of Cornus florida, 2667 nucleotides long. RefSeq lists its product as uncharacterized. Lineage: Eukaryota; Viridiplantae; Streptophyta; Magnoliopsida; Cornales; Cornaceae. The transcript has 2 exons. Gene Ontology annotation, molecular function: nucleic acid binding. The record is from RefSeq and is a predicted model, not a curated record. The coding region runs from base 1 to 2667 and encodes 888 amino acids.
AUGGAUCACAAAACCAAUGAAGAAAAGAAGCGGCAAGCUUUCAGGGCUGCUUGCAUCAGACUGAAAGCAUAUCUGGCUGAGAAGAGACUGGCCAGAGAAGAACAACUAUAUGAAGAGGUAUCGGCCAGCACGGCCGAUAUAAUUAAAGAAGGUUUCGAAAAACUGGAUGCAAUCCAACUUGAAGAUUUGGAGUCAGCCCCUUCCAGGAUGGAAGAUAAUAAAGCAGAGGUGCAAGAUCCUUUAUUGGAAAUAAAUGUUGGUACUAAAAAAGAUAAUCGGCCAUUAUUUGUUAGUGCUUUGCUUGAGCCUAAAUUACAGGCCGAUUUGAUUAAAUUAUUAAAUGAAUAUAAGGAUUGCUUUGCUUGGAGUUAUGAAGAGAUGCCUGGCCUGUCUAGAAAAUUGGUAGAACAUAGAUUACCGAUCAAGAAAGAUUUUCAGCCAUAUAAACAACCACCAAGAAGGAUGUCUUCGGAAGUAAUGCUCAAAAUUAAAGAAGAAAUUGAAAGACUUCUUAAGGCAGGAUUUAUUCGAACAGUUAGGUAUGUUGAAUGGUUGUCUAAUGUUGUUCCUGUAAUGAAGAAGAAUGGCAAACUUAGAGUUUGUGUGGAUUUUCGCAAUUUAAAAAAUGCCACUCCAAAAGAUGAAUAUCCAAUGCCUGUGGCCGAUCAACUUAUUGAUUCGGCCGCUAAGCAUGAAAUAUUGUCUUUUAUGGACGGCCAUUCAGGUUAUAAUCAAAUCUAUUUAGCCGAGGAGGAUGUUCAUAAAACGGCUUUUAGAUGUCCUGAGUCAAUUGGUACUUUUGAGUGGAUUGUGAUGCCAUUUGGCCUAAAAAAUGCUGGGGCUACUUAUCAAAGGGCAAUGAAUUCUAUCUUUCAUGAUAUGAUUGGCCGAUUCAUGGAAAUUUAUAUAGAUGAUGUGGUUGUGAAAUCAUCGGCCAAGAGACACCAUUUGGAACACUUGAAAAGGGCCUUUGAAAUGAUGAGGAUUCACAAAUUGAAAAUGAACCCAUUGAAGUGUGCAUUUGGAGUUUCAGCCGGGAAUUUCUUAGGGUUCUUGGUACAUAAACGAGGUAUUGAAGUUGAUCAGAACAAGGUCAAAGCUAUUAUAAAUGCUAGGGCCCCAGCCAACAAAAAACAAGUGCAAAGGUUCCUCGGCCAGGUAGGUUUUCUUAGAAGAUUUAUUUCUAACCAUGCUGGCCGAGUGCAUGUCUUUUCGACUUUAGUGAAAUUAAAGUCACAUGAGAAAUUUCAUUGGGACGAAUCCCAUCAGAAGGCCUUUGACAAAAUAAAAGAGUAUUUGGCAAACCCCCCGGUUGUAAUGCCUCCAAGAAAGAAGUGGUCGUUAAAGCUUUAUUUAUCGGUCGCAGAAGAAUCAAUUGGUAGUAUGCUCGCACAAGACAAUGAACAUGGAAAGGAGCAAGCUGUCUACUACCUGAGUAGAGUACUAACUGAUGUAGAAUGCAGAUAUUCCUCAAUUGAGAAGCUUUGUUUAUCUUUGUACUAUUUGGCCAUGAAGUUGAGAGUAUACAUGCGGCCUGUUGAUGUUUACAUUCUUUGUCAGACUAACGUGAUCAAGUAUAUGCUAUCAAGGCCAUUGAUCAUUGGCCGAAUAGGUAAGUGGGCUUUGGCUUUGAUGGAAUUCAAUUUUAUCUACGUCUCACAAAAAUCAGUAAAAGGAAGGGUUCUGGCUGAUUUUUUGGCCGAUCAUCCUUCAACUGAUAUUGAUCCAUGGGUUUAUGAUGAAUUGGAGUCAUCAGCUAUAUUUUUAACUCAUUGGAUCUUAAUGUUUGAUGGAUCAAGCACGGCUGAUGGAGCAGGAGCAGGUAUUGUUAUUAUUUCGCCAGCUGGCAGAAAGGCUUCAUUCUCUUUCUUUUUAGAUUUUAAAUGUUCAAAUAACCAGGCCGAAUAUGAAGCGCUUAUAAUCGGCCUGGAGAUUUUAAUUGAAAUGGCUUUUUGGCCGAGAGGGCAGAAUAAGGAGGCCAACAGCAUGGCCCAAGCAGCCUCAGGAAUAAGAGUACCAGUCGGAAUAGAAGAUCAGUUGAUAAAGAUAACACGAAGAUCUUUGCCGUCGGCCGAAUUGAGAAAUACUAUGUUUGAUACUUGGACAAUUGAUGUAGAAGAUUUGGCCGACGAUGACUGGAGGAUACCAUUUAUAAUGUUCCUUCGAAAUCCAAACAUCAAGGCUGAUAGAAGUAUUAAAAGAAAAGCGAUCAACUUUGUGCUUCUAGAUGGGGAUCUAUACAGAAAAGGGUUAGAAGAUGGGCUCUUACUACAAUGCAUAAGUAAGGAGGAAUCACUUCAGGUUAUGGCCGAGGUACAUGAGGGCCGCUGUGGGGCUCACCAAGCUGGGAUUAAAAUGAGAUGGCUGAUUCGCAGGUAUGGAUAUUAUUGGCCGAGAAUGAGGAAAGAUUGCAUAGAUUACUCAAAAGGUUGUCAAGCUUGUCAAAGACACGGGCCGAUUCAAAAUGUACCAGCAAAAGAAUUACAGCCAAUAAUCAAACUUUGGCCAUUCAGAGGUUGGGGCCUUGACCUUAUUGGUAAAAUUAAUCCACCAUCAAGCGAAGGCCAUCACUGGGUGAUUGUUGCCACAGAUUAUUUUACUAAAUGGGUUGAGGCCAAGGCUUGCAAAGCGGUUGAUCAGCAAACAGUGAUUAAUUUCAUGGAAUAA